Brachypodium distachyon (stiff brome) is the source of this 2597-nucleotide messenger RNA. RefSeq names its product probable serine/threonine-protein kinase At1g01540. The transcript is spliced from 7 exons. NCBI's taxonomy places the organism in Eukaryota, Viridiplantae, Streptophyta, Magnoliopsida, Poales, Poaceae. Bases 704 to 2194 code for a protein of 496 amino acids. The record is from RefSeq and is a predicted model, not a curated record. Gene Ontology annotation, molecular function: protein kinase activity; ATP binding. Gene Ontology annotation, biological process: protein phosphorylation.
UGCCGCUGCUUCCCUCCUCCUCGGCUCCUCCUUCCUCCUUCCAACUCUUUGAAUUUGCGCUCCUCGGCUCCUGUGUCUCCUGAGCCAGGCUUCUUCACCUCCUUCCAUGCAUGCAAAGCAGCAGUGCCCUCAUUACUUCUCAAUUACUCCACUAGGUAUCUCUCUAGAUCUCCCCCCCCUCUAGUAAGGCUCCAUUUCACCUGCCAUUACCACCAAGGCGAGGCUGUGGUCGUCGUUUAUUUCCAGCAGUAGCAGUAGCCCAGCCCGGUGCCAUCUUCACCAAGCAAGCAACCGGAUACAGCUCGUGUUUAGUAAUCUUCUUCUCUCUGCGUUUCUUGUGUUUGCCCCUGGAAAUUUCAUCACACCAACCGCCCGCCGGCUGCACGCACCAUCUUUCUUUCUUUCUUUCUCUCUUUCUUUCUCCCGUCUCUCUCACCAGAAUCCAAAUUUUUUCAUCACACCGACUGAACCGAACCAUCCACCGCUCUUCACUUUCCCAGCAAGCAAGAGAAACCCAAUCCUCGGAUACAACAGCAUUGCCGCCGUCCCUCUUCAUCCUAUCCUUCUGCACCCGAUCGCCCACCCAAAUCCAACAAAGCUGUUUGCGCCGCGGAAUCCAAUCUUUGCGGUUUAAUUACCCGAGGUAGUGCAGAGAUCCGCCGAUUCGGUAGAAUUGAGUUCGGGCGAUCCACGGCUAGCUCCCAUGUCGGACGCGGAGCUGUCCCAGAGCACGGUGGUGUUCGGGCUCCGCAUGUGGGUGCUCGUCGGCAUCGCCGUCGGCGCCGCCUUCGUGCUCUUCCUCGUCCUCCUCUCCGUCCUCUGCUUCCUCGCCUCACGCCGCCGCCGCCGCCGGCGGAGGCCACCCACUCCCGUCCACCAUCAUCUCCCCACCUCUGCUCCUCCGGCUCCUCCUCUCAAGGUCGUCAGGGCGCCCAAGGACAUCCAGGAAGUCCCCCCCUCCCACGCCGCCGCGAAGAUACCGCUCGCGCAGGUGCUCCAGUUCCCCAUCCCGGACUCCGUCGAGAUAGUAGCCACGGCCGGCAACGGCAAGGAGCGCCGCGUGACGCACCCGCCGGAGCAGCCGCCGCAGCGGAGCGGCGGCAGCAGCAGCGGGAGCCGCGGUGGCGGCGCGGCGGACCACGCAGCGCCGGCGGCGGCGCCGGAGGUGUCUCACCUGGGGUGGGGCCACUGGUACACGCUCAAGGAGCUGGAGGCGGCCACCGGGAUGUUCGACGACAAGAACGUGAUCGGCGAGGGCGGGUACGGGAUCGUGUACCACGGCGUGCUCGACGACGGCACGCAGGUCGCCGUCAAGAACUUGCUCAACAACAGGGGUCAGGCAGAGAAGGAAUUCAAGGUGGAGGUAGAAGCGAUUGGGCGCGUUCGACAUAAGAACCUGGUGCGCCUUCUAGGAUACUGUGCCGAGGGUAACCAGAGGAUGCUUGUGUAUGAGUAUGUUGAUAAUGGUAACUUGGAACAAUGGCUCCAUGGGGAUGUUGGACCUGUAAGCCCUCUUACAUGGGAAGACAGGAUGAAGAUUAUACUGGGAACUGCGAAAGGGUUAAUGUAUUUACAUGAGGGACUUGAGCCAAAGGUGGUCCACCGUGACGUCAAGUCAAGCAACAUCCUUCUCGAUAAGCACUGGAAUGCUAAGCUUUCUGAUUUCGGACUUGCAAAACUCCUAGGCUCGGAGCGAAGUUAUGUCACAACGCGAGUUAUGGGAACUUUUGGAUACGUUGCUCCAGAGUAUGCGGGGACCGGAAUGUUAAAUGAAACAAGCGAUGUUUAUAGUUUUGGAAUUCUCAUUAUGGAAAUAAUAUGUGGUAGAGUACCAGUGGAUUAUAACAGGCCACCUGCAGAGGUUAACUUAGUUGAUUGGCUGAAGACAAUGGUAAGCACCCGAAAUUCAGAGGGGGUUGUUGAUCCAAAGAUGCCACAGAAGCCUACUUCUAGAGCAGUUAAGAAGGCUUUGCUAGUAGCGUUGAGAUGCGUGGAUCCUGAUGCUUCUAAGAGACCCAAUAUUGGACAUAUCAUUCACAUGCUUGAAGUCGAUGAUUUCCCCUACAACAGAGAUGAACGCCGAGGUGGUAGAGCUCCAGCGCAAGCAAGGUUGCCCGAGAAAAUGCCUAGCGAAACCGACAUCACCGGCGAUAACCGGGAAGAACCUUUCAGAUGGAAGAACACAAGGGCCUAGAUGUUCGUCCGAUUGCAGAAUCAUCUGUACAAAAUCCCAUGAUUAUUUCUGAACAGGGACAGUGCCAGUCAUGGAGAUCUUCACAACAUCUGUACAUGUCAAAGCAACGCCAGUAGCACUAGUAUUUUUCCCUGGUUAUUAUAUAUUUAUCCAAUUGGAGACAUUUUUCGCAUGAUAAAGCCCCCCAUCAUUUAAGUUAACAACGGGGUGUUGUUAAAUCUGUCAUGGUCAGCACAUGCUGCUUGUGUCUUGUGCUGAAGAACUCUCUGUGCUGUCAUUUUUGACGUUUCAACGCCGAGUCAGCAGGUUAGACUUAGACAAACACAUACAAAUGUGUUUAUGCAUGUGCCCCCAACAACAAAUUUCCUUUCUUUAAGAAUGCGGUACUAAUGUGUUAUCCUUU